AAAUGACAUCAAGUAGUUCACAUAAUAAGAUGAUUUCAGAGUUUCUCUCAGAACAGAUUGAGACCCAGGACGUGUACCCUGAGUUGGUUGAUGAAUUACAAAAACUGGUUUCGUCUCCACUUGUUACAGAAUCAGAGUUUCCAGCGACAUUUCUUAAAUGUCUUGGCUCAUCAGGAAUAGAAACUAAGUUGAAAAACUGUGUGUAUCAUUUGAUGCGAAGCAAGGGUGUGGAGAAAUGGAUUCAAGAAUUAACAACUGGAAGACUUAGGGAACCAUUGGCUUAUGUGGCAAAAAUACAGGCUCAAUGGGAGAAACGGGUUUUGAAGAGCUUGAAUUCAAUGUGUAUUGAGCUGGGUCAAACAUUAGCUAAACCACGCUGCCAGGUGGAACAGCAAGAAUAUAUAAGUCAUUGGGAGGAUUUAUCAGCUUUGGAAUUAGAACUUUCUUUAUUUCGUCCUGUUUAUUCAUCUAAGGAUUUUCUGGAGGUUAUCAGUCAGGUGCAUUCUCCCAACCAGAAUAUUCAAGGAGCCAGGGGGAUGGGUCAACCUUUCGGACUAAUCCAGAUUCAGCUUGAAACAGCUGAUUUGAAUGAUUUAACGGAGAAGUUUCAUGACUUAAGUCUGGCACAACCCAACCUGGGCGUAUUACAGCCUGAUGGUCGAGCUGACCAGCUGGAGCAGGAGAUCUACCAGCUGGGUCUUAAAGUUCUAGACAGGAAUCAUGCUCCAUUAGCGCAGGAAUACUUGAAAAGAGGAUGUCCUCACAGUUUAAGAGGAUGUGUAUGGGCUCAGGUAUUAGGAUGCGAGAUCAUAGAGAAAGAUAUUGUGACCUACAAUGAAUUGAGAGAAGCUGUUAUAUCUACAGAUAUUAUGUUGGACAAACUCAUUAUAAAGGAUAUUGAGUUGAAUGCUGCAAAUGAUGAUCAAUAUUUUAUAUUUGAUGAUAUGGUUUAUAAAACUAUGCUUUGUUUCAGUAGAGAUACCCAGGUUGCUGAAAUGUUCUCUUGCGGUUCAGCUAAUCCCCCCAAAGGAGUUUUAAGAGGUAGAGGAGGGCUCAGUGAAAACCAAGUACUAUACCCUCCCAGCGGUGUGAUUCCGUUCCAUGGGAUGUCAAUGUUCUGUGCACCUUUCUCCUACGUAUACACUGACCCUGUACAGUUGUACUUCGCCUUCAGAGCUAUGUACCUUAGAUUCUGGUUCCGACUUCAUCAGAUAUCCUCUCACCCCCAAUCCAUUCUUGGUCUAUGCGCUUUAUUCGAGAAUAUUCUUCAGCGUCAUGAACCCGAGCUUUGGUCACAUUUUCUGUCGAUUGAUGUCCAGCCAACUAGAGUAGUUUUCAGAUGGAUAAUGAGAGGUUUCUCUGGGUACUUUGCUCCUAUUCAGCUACUUUCUCUCUGGGAUCUAAUCAUUGCCUACGAUUCUAUGGAGAUCCUGGCAUUGCUGUCCGCGGCCAUUUUGAGCUGGAGAAAGGAAAACCUGUUCCGAGUCAGUAAUCUUGCAGGAGUUGAAGGGGUUUUAGGAGACCUGAACUCAAUAUGCUUGGUGUCUUUGCUACAAAUCAUGUUAAGCACGCAUAGACCGGAGAUGAAUAAAUCAAAUUGAUAUAGUGGACACAGGGUGUCCCAAUAAACAUGGGAAUUGAGUGACAAUUUUAAGAUGUCUGUAAAUUGACUUUUUAUUAUAGUUCUAUGUGAAGCCUACUUGGACGCCUAUAAUUCAAUAAAUGUUAAGUCUGUUGUUAAUGUUGUAUUUGAAAAUUGUUGUAUUUAUAUCUAACGUACAAUUGUUCAUUUUCACUCUUCAUGUUGAAGAAAUGUUGAGGCAAUUUAUAUUUUAUCUAUUUUUAACACCUGUUUUCCCUGUUUUAUCUGAAAAUACAAAAAAACAUACGUUUUCUUUAUUAAUCAUGAAAUAUGUUAAAAGAUGGAAUAUGGGAAAAUAUUUAUUUUACUAUUUUUCGAUUUUUUACUCCAAGUUAAAUUUUGCUCAAACCAAAAAUAAAUAUAUAUAUAAAUCACUAAAAAAAAUCCAUAAAAAUCUCUGUUAUAGGCUACGUACGUCCGUUAUAACCGUUUUUGUUCAACCAUUUACUUUUUUCAACCAUGAUAUAUUUUGUUUAGUGUAACCUUAAAUUAUUUUAUAAAAUAAAAAAGUUUACUAUUAAUGUAUUUAUUUAUAACAACUAAAUAGUACAACGUGAAGGUAAAGAUAGAGAUUCGGUAAACAUUCAUAAAAGCAACAUAAAUAUCAAACAUUUUUGUCAAUUAACUAAAAUAUAGAAAAACGUCUCUGUUUCCAUCGCCAGGAUUGUUUGGCACAAAAAUUCACAACUUGCGAA
Messenger RNA from Eurytemora carolleeae, 2337 nucleotides. RefSeq names its product TBC1 domain family member 19. NCBI's taxonomy places the organism in Eukaryota, Metazoa, Arthropoda, Copepoda, Calanoida, Temoridae. The record is from RefSeq and is a predicted model, not a curated record. The transcript has 19 exons. The coding region runs from base 3 to 1601 and encodes 532 amino acids.